UCUAUAAUAUAUAUACUGUCCUUAUUGUCUUUCUCUUCUUCUUCAUUAUCAACCAUGGAAGAAGUUUGGAAAGACAUUAACUUAUCUUCAUUGAAUGACCAAAACACAAGACCUAUGUUGAAUACUCGUUCUACUUUUGGUGGUGGUGUUAUUCUUCAAGAUUUUCUUACUAGACCCCUUAACAUUGACCCACCAAAAAGCUUAGAUUAUUCUUCUAAUAAUUCAUCUUCUUCUGUUGCUUCAGAUCAAAAUAAUACUAAUAAUGGUUCUUUUUAUUGUUCUGCCACACCACCACCACUUGUCACUGCUCUUAGUUUGAAUUCUCAUCCUGAUUUUCACUUUGACCCUCUUAUCAGACAAAACAAGAACAAUAAUUCUCAGUUACUACUUCAACAGCAACAGAAUGUUGCUGCUUGUUUUGUGAAUCCUUCAUCUUAUGAACAGAAUGUGGGUGUUGGUUCUAAUUCUUUCACUUGUUUUGGGAAGAGGUUUGGUGAACCUGAGAUUAGUCCUGGUGAAAGAAGAAAUAACAGGAUGAUCAAGAAUAGGGAAUCUGCUGCACGUUCACGAGCUAGAAAACAGGCUUACACAACUGAACUAGAACAGAAAGUUCAACUAUUACAGGAAGAAAAUGCAAGACUUAAAAGACAGCAAAAAGAGUUAUUUGAAGCAGAAAUUGGUGUUCAACAAAAGAAGAAUAGCAUAUCUCGAACAUCAUCAUUUUAAGAACAAGCAGUAGUAGUAGUAGUAGAAGUAAUAUCUAACUAAUUAUGGUCUAAACAAAAUGUUACCC
Trifolium pratense (red clover) is the source of this 793-nucleotide messenger RNA. RefSeq names its product protein FD-like. Bases 55 to 726 code for a protein of 223 amino acids. Gene Ontology annotation, biological process: positive regulation of DNA-templated transcription. The record is from RefSeq and is a predicted model, not a curated record. Gene Ontology annotation, molecular function: DNA-binding transcription factor activity. Lineage: Eukaryota; Viridiplantae; Streptophyta; Magnoliopsida; Fabales; Fabaceae. Gene Ontology annotation, cellular component: nucleus. The transcript is spliced from 3 exons.